GUAUGUCCUUUCCCGUAUUCCGUAGGCAUUCCUUCACUGUCGGUGUGCAGAGACGGCUUCGGUAAACCCCCAAAUCCCGCUCCAGCUGUACAUUAUGGAAGAGAUUAAUAACGUAGAAGUCGUUCCGUGCACAGAGUCCGAAUACCUGAAGCCGUUCCGGGUGCUCUACAAUCAGAAUGGCACAAAGAAAUCCUGGGACUUUAUGCAGAGUCACGACAGCGUAUCUGUGCUGCUCUUCAACACCACCUCACACUGUUUUGUCCUCGUCAAGCAGUUCCGUCCAGCCGUUUACAUGUGUGAGUGGGAAAAGGCCAAGACGAAGACCUCUCAGGGCGCCGAAAAGACCGAAGAGGGCGACGCCUCCGAAUCUCAAGAGGGCCAGUCGGCCUCGGCCGAGGAGAGCUCUCCUUCGUCCCAGUGGCCCCCGGCCUUGGCGGGGGUCACCUAUGAGCUCUGCGCCGGCCUGGUGGACAAACCGGAUCUGUCGCUGGAGGAGAUCGCCCGGCAGGAAGUGCUGGAGGAGUGUGGCUACGAUAUACCAGCCUCCAAGCUGAAGAGGAUUACUUCGUUCAGAACAAACGUGGGUUUAAUAGGUUCGAAGCAGACCAUGUUUUACGCCGAGGUUUCCGACGACAACUGCGUGAGCGCCGGCGGAGGCGACCCGCGCGAGGGGGAACUCAUCGAGGUCGUCAAAGUCCCGCUGCACGAGGCCAUGACGUUUGCCUACGACGAACGUAUACCCAAAUCCCUGGGCCUCAUUUUUAGUUUCAUCUGGUUCCAUAAUAACAUGUCUCCCAAGUACAAGAUAUCCACCAAUGUGUAACUAACAUUAGCCACUAUUUCUAUUAUUUACUGCAUAUUAAAGUCAAACACACUGGCCCGGCACACCCUCUGCUCCCUCACAGCUCAUCAUCCUGUGUUGCCUUUUCUGCUCAUUGGUACACAAAGCAGGGUGGGCUCCUUCUUUUGUCUUUAUCACUUCUUUUUUAAAUUAUUUUUUAUGUAUUUUAAAUAUUCUCCUACAAAGAACCAGUUUGGCGCUGGUGCAGCUUCUCUUAAAUAAUUUUUUAAUAUGCUAAUUAUCUAUUUCUCAUGUGCCAUCUCUUGUUAAUGGCUUCAUAUCACUCGUCAUAUUUGCCUGCACAAUUAAAGGAAGGCUCUGGCGCUCUUGGA
This is a messenger RNA of Xiphophorus couchianus (Monterrey platyfish), 1173 nucleotides long. RefSeq names its product nudix (nucleoside diphosphate linked moiety X)-type motif 14 (gene nudt14). Gene Ontology annotation, molecular function: metal ion binding; UDP-sugar diphosphatase activity. The coding region runs from base 95 to 823 and encodes 242 amino acids. Gene Ontology annotation, biological process: ribose phosphate metabolic process; nucleoside phosphate metabolic process. Lineage: Eukaryota; Metazoa; Chordata; Actinopteri; Cyprinodontiformes; Poeciliidae. The transcript has 5 exons. The record is from RefSeq and is a predicted model, not a curated record.